AUGAAGACAUUCGAGGUCGGUGGUACCACUCUUUCUCUUGCUCUCUUUGUCGAUGUCACCAACUCCAAAGAGCUUCUGGAUUUGAUGCAAGCAGGAACUUUGGAACCUGAAGCGGCGUUUCUCAAUGCUUCAUUAAUACCAGAUACAUUCCCACUUCUUGCCGCUGCACAUAAGACUCUUGUGGCUAAAUCACGAGAGUCGCUGACCACACGCACUCUUCAUUCUGAGCUCGUUUACAAUUACUCUGGUUCUAAACAUAUAUCAGAAUCGCUAAAAAGAUGCGGCAUAUCUGACAACACAAGUUAUGUUCUCGUGGCUCGUUUUGGUGCUUCAGUUGAUGAGAUGACGGUCGUGAAAGGACUUGUCAAGGGAACUGAAAUUGGUUUGGAGGAAUUGAAAGGGCGAGCGGAUCAAACCCAGAUACAAAAGCACUACAAGAUAUCUGCAGUUGAGCUAGGGAUAUCUUCAUUAUCGGAUGCGAUAACAUGUAGGAUUGCGGCACGAGACGCAAUGUCCGAGGCUUUAGCUCUGUGGUGCUCAUUUCGUCUUUGGAUUAAGGAUCAACUUGUGUAUGGUUUGUGCGGCAACAGCGAUGAAUUUGUUAGAAGCAACGGAUAA
This is a messenger RNA of Striga hermonthica, 618 nucleotides long. The record is from the annotation of a GenBank genome assembly. NCBI's taxonomy places the organism in Eukaryota, Viridiplantae, Streptophyta, Magnoliopsida, Lamiales, Orobanchaceae.